Iphiclides podalirius (scarce swallowtail) is the source of this 276-nucleotide messenger RNA. The record is from the annotation of a GenBank genome assembly. Lineage: Eukaryota; Metazoa; Arthropoda; Insecta; Lepidoptera; Papilionidae.
AUGCGACGCGGUGUGACAGCGGGGGUGAAAUAUUGUGAAUUCAUUAAUUAUAGUACAGUCAAGGAGGUUACUUUUGCUAGACAAGAGGUGUGUCGGGCUUUUCGGAAUCCCAAGGAAGGGACGCGCGUGCGCGGGAGGGCGCUGGUGUCGACGGCGCGGCAGUCCUAUGCGCCCCGCCGUAAAGCCUGUACGCGUCUAUCGCUCGCCGCGCGCAUAAUCGCAACCGCUCUUUGCCAAAAGCACACGCGCCCUUAUCUGCGGCCACUGGCGAACGGC